ACAAGCUAACGUGUGCACGCGUAGACAUUAGCGAAAACACCUUUUGGGAUUAAUAAAACGGGCUGUUGUCCAGGUUGUUCUGGGAUGGACUCGCAGUAUGUGAACCGGACUCUGGGGCUCUGUCUCUCUCAGGGUCUCGCCGAACUGAUCGAGAACAGACCGAGGGACCCCGUCCACUUCCUGGCGCUCUGGAUCCUCAAAUACAAGGAGAACCAGGAGAACCAGGAGCGGAAGUCUUCUUCUCGGAGACAGUUGGAGGAGGAGCAGCGGAGGCUUCAUGAAGAAACGCUGCACCAGAAACUCCUUGAAGACGAGGAGAACCGGAUCAGAGCCGCAGAGCAGCUCCAGGUCGCUCCAGAGCAACAGGCUGAGCCGGAAUCACCUCGUCCUCCAGACCAGGGAGAAGACCAGCAGAUAGAUGCAGUGGAUCAGACCGAGACAGAUCCUCCAGCAGAAGAUCAGAGUGAUCCAUCACACCACUCUCAAUCACAAAGGUUUACUGAAGAAAAAGAAAUAAAUCUGGGUGUUUUUCCCCAACGAGGAGGCGGGAUUGUAGAGAAUCAGAUGAGGACCGGACCUCUGAGCUCCUGA
This is a messenger RNA of Puntigrus tetrazona (Sumatra barb), 591 nucleotides long. Its product is annotated as DPY30 domain-containing protein 1-like. The record is from RefSeq and is a predicted model, not a curated record. Lineage: Eukaryota; Metazoa; Chordata; Actinopteri; Cypriniformes; Cyprinidae. Gene Ontology annotation, cellular component: Set1C/COMPASS complex. The coding region runs from base 85 to 591 and encodes 168 amino acids. The transcript has 4 exons.